Tupaia belangeri chinensis (Chinese tree shrew) is the source of this 3950-nucleotide messenger RNA. RefSeq names its product solute carrier family 1 member 3 (gene SLC1A3). Gene Ontology annotation, biological process: L-aspartate import across plasma membrane; D-aspartate import across plasma membrane; L-glutamate import across plasma membrane. Gene Ontology annotation, molecular function: L-glutamate transmembrane transporter activity; glutamate:sodium symporter activity; neutral L-amino acid transmembrane transporter activity. Gene Ontology annotation, cellular component: plasma membrane. NCBI's taxonomy places the organism in Eukaryota, Metazoa, Chordata, Mammalia, Scandentia, Tupaiidae. The transcript has 10 exons. The record is from RefSeq and is a predicted model, not a curated record. Bases 243 to 1871 code for a protein of 542 amino acids.
CGUGAUAGUAACUUGCAGUUUCAGAGCACAUGCACGCUGUCAGGGCUAGCCUGCCUGCUCGCUGCGUUUGGUUACUCGUUGUACCUGCUGGGGAAUUCACCUUGUCAUUGCCUGGAGUAUCUUCCACCCGUUACAAAAUCAGAAAAAGUUGUAUACUUCAACACCAAAGAGGAGGUUCGGCUUUCUGGGGGUGAUUCCGAAAUAUUGAAGUGCAAAGAAGAGAUACUCCUACAGAGAAAAAUAUGACCAAAAGCAAUGGAGAAGAGCCCAAGACGGGGGGCAGAAUGGAGAGAUUCCAGCAAGGAGUCCGCAAGCGCACACUUUUGGCCAAGAAGAAAGUGCAGAACAUCACAAAGGAGGAUGUUAAAAGUUACGUGUUUCGGAAUGCUUUUGUGCUGCUCACUAUCACCGCUGUCAUUGUGGGUACAAUCCUUGGAUUUACCCUCCGCCCAUACAAAAUGAGCUACCGGGAAGUCAAGUACUUCUCCUUUCCAGGGGAACUUCUGAUGAGGAUGUUACAGAUGCUGGUCUUACCACUUAUCAUCUCCAGUCUCGUCACAGGAAUGGCGGCCCUAGAUAGUAAGGCAUCAGGGAAGAUGGGAAUGCGAGCUGUAGUCUAUUACAUGACUACCACCAUCAUUGCUGUGGUGAUUGGCAUAAUCAUUGUCAUCAUCAUCCAUCCUGGGAAGGGCACAAAGGAAAACAUGCACAGAGAAGGCAAAAUUGUACAAGUGACAGCUGCUGAUGCCUUCUUGGACUUGAUCAGGAACAUGUUCCCUCCAAAUUUGGUGGAAGCCUGCUUUAAACAGUUUAAAACCAACUAUGAGAAGAGAAGCUUUAAAGUGCCCAUCCAGCCCAAUGAAACGCUCGUGGGUGCCGUGAUAAACAAUGUGUCAGAGGCCAUGGAGACGCUUACACGGAUCACAGAGGAGCUGGUCCCAGUUGCAGGAUCUGUGAAUGGGGUCAAUGCCCUAGGACUAGUUGUCUUCUCCAUGUGCUUCGGUUUUGUGAUUGGAAACAUGAAGGAGCAGGGACAAGCCCUGAGAGAGUUCUUUGAUUCUCUUAAUGAAGCCAUCAUGAGACUGGUAGCUGUGAUAAUGUGGUAUGCCCCUCUGGGCAUCCUCUUCCUGAUUGCAGGGAAAAUUGUUGAGAUGGAAGACAUGGGAGUGAUUGGAGGGCAGCUUGCCAUGUACACGGUGACCGUCAUUGUCGGCCUACUCAUUCACGCAGUCAUCGUCCUGCCGCUCCUCUACUUCCUGGUGACACGGAAAAACCCUUGGGUUUUUAUUGGCGGGUUGCUGCAAGCCCUCAUCACAGCUCUGGGGACCUCUUCAAGUUCUGCCACCCUACCCAUCACCUUCAAGUGCCUGGAAGAGAACAAUGGUGUGGACAAGCGAGUCACCAGAUUCGUGCUCCCCGUAGGGGCCACCAUUAACAUGGAUGGGACUGCCCUCUAUGAAGCAUUGGCUGCCAUUUUCAUCGCUCAAGUUAACAACUUUGACCUGAAUUUUGGACAGAUUAUUACAAUCAGCAUCACAGCCACUGCUGCCAGCAUUGGGGCAGCUGGGAUUCCUCAGGCGGGCCUGGUCACCAUGGUCAUUGUGCUGACAUCUGUGGGCCUGCCCACUGACGACAUCACGCUCAUCAUCGCAGUGGACUGGUUCCUGGACCGCCUCCGAACCACCACCAACGUGCUGGGAGACUCCCUCGGAGCCGGGAUUGUCGAGCACUUAUCACGACACGAACUGAAGAACAAAGAUGUUGAAAUGGGAAACUCUGUGAUUGAAGAGAAUGAAAUGAAGAAACCAUAUCAACUGAUUGCCCAGGACAGUGAAGCGGAGAAACCUAUCGACAGUGAAACCAAGAUGUAGACUAACAUGAAGAAGUGGCUUCUCGAGCACCAGGUGUUGGGAAACCAUUAUAAAAUGUUUUCAUCUCGUUACACCUCAUUCUCUCCAAUAAGCCCUUUAUCUGCCUUUUCCACUCUACUUCGAUAGGUCUGGAAAGUAAACAUCCAAGAACAAGGUAGGAUUUUACAGUGGCCAAAAUGUGUACUUUUCAUCUCAUCUCAAACUUUUAAAUCAUUUCAUGUUACGGUUACCUAAUCCAAGAGUCUUUAUCAGAUCUUACCAGUUCCUGUGGCACACAAUCCUGUAAAUGUGAUUUUAUAUAAGUUAAAGAAUGGAACAAAUAGUUAAGUUUUAAAAAUGAUAGCUAAACAUUCAAAAUGUAAAACUCUUUCAAACACAAGGUUUAGUCUCAAAACAUAACAAUUUGAUGAACUACAAUCAGUUAUCGGUUGGAUAGUAGGAGGGUUUUUUCCCCUUUCUCGUCUGAUUUGUGUCCCCCUGUUAUUAGCAGCAGGACUAUACAUACACGCCUAGCACAGCGGCCAGGAGGGGCAGAAAGUGAAGUUUCCACAUGGCCUUGGGCAAGGCACAUCUCAUCUCUGGGCCUCAGUGCCCUCACCUACAAAAGCAGUGAGUUCCCUAGUUCCUUACUGUCCCUUCUAGCCCAGACAUCUGUGACGUCAUGAAAGAGCCCGCCCUCUAUGCCCUCACCCCCACCACAGUCCCCCGGCAUACUUGUACCGAGUACCAUUCCGUGAAGCAUGGGGCUUUCGGGAAGAACACUUACUGAGAGUGAACGGUUCUAACUAGGGGCAGGAUGGCUGUGGGGUUCGCCAGGUCCUGUGUCCAAAGGGGCAGUUAUGGCAAGUUGCAAGGAAAGAGUAGGAUUGUUCAUGAAACCCUUUGCCCAGUUCUUCUAGACAGGGGAAGCGUUCCUUUCUUUCCUCCUCUUUCCGAACCGAAGGGACUGCUCUGGGAAGGAAGUCUCCCGCCAUUCCAUAACUGACGAUAGACUUUUAGAAAAUAAAACAGAAGACUAGCAACUAGCAUGGGUGCUUGGGGUUUUACUAUGGAACACUAAAGAGCUGGGAGAGAAUGGAACAUGGUUAACAUUAUCAAGAGAGGAUUUUAAAAUACCAAGAGUAUAGGUCUUCCUUCAGGAAGAAUUUAAAAAGAGGAAGUUAUAAUGUUUUGUUUUGUUUUAUUUAAACCAGGGACAAUUCUCUUCAAUUCAGAGUCAUUCCCCAAGGAAGUCUGCAAACCAAAAUAUACAAUCACUUCUGAUAUAUUUUACAGAAGUCCAAUGAAUGAGUUUUCUAAUAGGGGUCCAUGAGCUGGAUGGGUGGUCUCAUAUUUGAAAUGUUUCACUUUACUCAAAAGUUCUUGAAACGAAAGAAACAAGAUAAUGCUUUGUGUUGGGAUUCCACUUCCAUCAUUCAAAACUUUCAGCUGGAGUAGGGUUGACUUUUGUUUUGUUUGUGUCCCUAAGAGAAAUGGUAGAAGAUAAAUCAGUACGAAGACGAUGUCAAUGAGGUUGCAAGAAAACACAGCAGGGGCAUUAGUGUCAGGCAAGGCAGCUCCCAGGUUUAGAGGAGAUUAAUUUUACCCCCUAAGGAAUAUACCCAGUCAAAGAUGCCGAGUGGGAGCUGUCAGACAAUACCCAGCUGUGCUUGAAUUUCUGACCGAAAAUGGCGAAGAAAGAACUUAAUUAUGCUAACAGACUGAAAAUCUAGACAUACAUCCUCUGAUACAGUUAGGGCUCUUCCUAUAAUAGAUCCAAGCAUUACGUGCAUCUAAGAGUUAGCGUUAGGCUGUGGUGGAGUAACCAUUUAAUGUCGAGGCUCUAUUUGGGAAACACUACAAGAGUUAAUGCACACGGCUGCCAUGAAACUAGUAGAGCAAAAAUUAAUCAUGUCAAAUUAAUUCUGUUACACAAUGUGAUGUUUUUUAUACUAACCAUUUCUUAUGGAAAGCAGGUCCUCUAGGGCAAUCCUCUCACCAGCCCAUCACAGGCUCUGCAUAUCCGUGCACCCAGUGUGGACUGAAAAGCAUUACUUUGUAGAUGUAUUUUCAAUAAAGAAAAAAAUAGUUUUACAUUAA